Saccostrea echinata is the source of this 3882-nucleotide messenger RNA. Its product is annotated as microtubule-associated protein futsch-like. The transcript has 6 exons. Lineage: Eukaryota; Metazoa; Mollusca; Bivalvia; Ostreida; Ostreidae. Bases 84 to 3248 code for a protein of 1054 amino acids. The record is from RefSeq and is a predicted model, not a curated record.
UUGUGAGAAAGGGCAUGUUAUCAUGGUUAUGAGGCUCAAGCUUAUAUACUAUGUCACAAAAAUCCCAUGAAUGAACGACUGAGAUGGACAGUGCAGCGAGUUUCAAAGACUACAGAGAUUUGAUUAUCAAGAACAUAGAUGAGCUGCUGUUGAAGCUGACAGAACAUGGAGAAGAGAGCUUAUUGAUGACUGCAGAUGGAACUUCCCUUCAUGUAACUGGCUCAGAAAAAGGAAAAAAGUUCCUUGCAGUGAAUCGUCAAAUAGCUGAACAGUUUCACAAAUUCUGCUUUGAUGUGCAGGAAAAGGUCUCCGAAUGCAAAAUCCAGGAAAAGUCACCACCCUCUUUUUUAAGGUAUCCUAUUGCACCAAAAACUGCUAUCACUGUGACUAGUAUAAAAGAGGUAGACAGUGAUUUUGAAGUAGACCAAGAAGAGACCGAGGAGACCUUGAAAUCAAAAGACAGCAGUUUUACCGUCUUCAACAUCGAAAAUCAAGAACACCAGUCCAGAAAAUUAACUGCAAGUUUGCUAGAUACCUCCUCCCCUGGAAAACCUAAACAAGAGAGGCUCAAGAAUAUCAGAGUCCAAAUUCAAAGAGGAAGCAGAAGAACUGAAAUCAUAUUACCAGAAAAAUCUGACUUGACUGUGGAAUCUAACCAGGCAUCUGUUAAAUCCAGGCUGCUUGCUCCAGACCAAACUCAGACAGGCCAGGCAGCAAAUUCUCAGACCAUAACAGACCACCAGCAAUCAUCUUUAAAUGAUGAGAUCCAGAAUUUAUCCUCUGAUUCUAAGAAAUCAGUUACCUCCAAACCUGAAAGUGAAGCAAGGAAUAUCGGUUGUGAAUCGGAAGAGGUCAGCCGUAACACAUCCUUACAGAAUGAUUCAAAUGAACAUGGUACUGGGACUAAUGAAACAUCCUCUGAUGCAGUUGGUGAUCAUACUUUUAAUGAUGACCACUCAGAGCCUAUGGAUUCAGUUGACACAUUUGUGCAUUCUCCUGUUGAAGACAGUGACAGUGAGACUCAUGAUAACAACCCAAGUGUUUCACAAGGGAACAAGCCAAAAUUUACUGGGGAUUCACCUCACGAACCAUCAAGUCUAGGCAGCAAUGCUAACUAUCGAUCCAAAGUUAAAGACAUCCAUUCUACAGCUGAUGGGAUCAAAGAUUGUCAAGAAACUGCUAUAACAGAUGAUGGAGACCCUGCUCAGGUUUUAUGUGGUAAUCAGGCCCCUCCCAAGGACUCAAAUAAUACUGGUUUUGAUAUGGAAGUGGACAUAUCUAAUGAAAAAGGGACCAAGGUAGAUCAAAACUCUCCGUUAAAACCUUCUGUUGUCAGUCCGAGGAAAAAAGGGAAGGAAAAGAUCGAUACUGAAAAAGGACAAAAGAAAAGGAAGAUCUCCAGAUCCCCGCAGCGUUCUCCUGCAAAGAAAAUCAGAGGGAACCCAGAUAAAGAAACUGGAUCUUCUCCCAUGGAAACAGCCUCAAGAACUACAGAAGAGGAUGAAACUUUAGCAAGUGCAAAGAUUACCUCAGCAAAGGAAAGGUCUGAGGUAACUUCAUCAAGGGAAAGAUCAGAGGUAACUUCAGUAAAGGAAAGGUCAGAGGUAACUUCAGUAAAGGAAAGGUCAGAGGUAACUUCAGUAAAGGAAAGGUGGUCAGAGGUAACUUCAGCAAAGGAAACGUCAGAGGUUACUUCAGAAAAGGAAAGGUCAAAGGUAACUACAGUGAAAGAAAGGUCAGAGGUAAAUUCACCAAAGGAACACUUAAAGAAACACUUAAAGGUUAGUUCAGAAGAAAAAAAUUCAAAGAAGAAUUCAACAGAAGAAACUUCCCAGAUUACACCAUCAGAGAAAAGUUCAGAUGUGGCUUUAGCAAAGGAAACAUUUAUGGUAACUGUAAGGAGUCCUGAAAACUCAGCAAGCAAAAGCAGUGAAAAGGUCAAGAUAAAACACCAAAGCACAUCUCCACCAAAAUCAAUUAAAUCUAAACAGAAACUCCAAGUUAAACUACCAAUAAGAUCAUGCAAGGAAGGGGAUACAGCAAGACUCUUCAAGAAAUCUCUAGUUGUGCAAUUGGAAAAGAUUCCAGAUACAACAAUUCAGCUUCUGGGUAAAUCUCCAAAGAAAGCUGCUUCUGAAUUCAUGAAUAAGUCUGUUGCUGAAAAGACUGAAAUACCUGCUUCAGAACUGAAACAAUCCCCUCUGAAAGGAAGCAGUAUACAAACCUCAGAAUCAAAGGAGCUCACCCUUAAAAGUAAAGCCAAACCUCCUUCAGAAUCAAAAAAUCCAGUUGCUGAAAAGAUUGAAAGGCCUGUUUCAGAACUAAAAAAAUCUCCUUUGAAAGAAAGCAGUAUACAAACCUUGGAAUCAAAGGAGCUCACCCCUAAAAGUAAAGCCAAACCUCCUUCAGAAUCAAAAAAUCCAGUUGCUGAAAAGAUUGAAAGGCCUUCUUCAGAACUGAAAAAAUCUCCUCUGAAAGAAAGCAGUAUACAAACCUUAGAGUCAAAGGAGCUCACUCCCGAAAGUAUAACCAAAUCUCCUCCAAAAUUAAAAAAGGCUAUUGCUGAAAAGCCUUCUUCAGCACUGGAAAAAUCUCCUCUGAAAGGAAGCAGUAUACAAACCUCAGAAUCGAAGGAGCUCACCCUUAAAAAUAAAACCAAACCUCUUUCAGAAUCAGAAAAAUCCAUUGAAAGAUCUGCUUUGAAAUCAAAAAAGCCAGUUUCUGAUGUAUGUGAUAAACCCAGAUCAAAAUCACAGAAAUCUCCUCAUAGAAUAAAGGAUCUAUCCAACUCGGAGUCUAACAGACCCAAAACUAGGAUAGCUGAAAUUCCAGCCACAGAAACAAAAGAAUCUAGGAGUAAUUUAUCUGACACACUGGCCCCCAAAUCUAAGAAAUCUACUCCUAAUGGCAACCUUGCAUCAGAAUCAAAAAUGUCUACUUCUAAAGUAAUAGACAUAAAUGCUUCAGAGUCAAAAUUAUCUACACCCGAAAUAACUGAUAAACAUGUUGUAGAAUCAACUUUACCAACCUUAACUCUAGAGAACAAGGCCACAAAUAGUAAAGAGAAAAAAGACACCGGUGAUAAAUCUGUCCAGAAAUCUAUCCAAAAAUACCCUGAUAAAGUUAUUAUCAAGCAGCCAGUAUGUUCAGAUAUUGCAGGAAAGGGUAAAUGUGACUUGAAGAAUUUCAAAAUAGAUUUGAAGGCUUUAGCGAUGGAACUGGCUCUUCAGAGGCAGAAGAAGCCUUAAAAAAUCAACUGGGACUUAUUAAAACUUAAAAAUGAAACUUCAGGCAGUGAAUAGCAGUUGUGACAGGGUCCAAGUAUGAGGACCUCUAUAAAGACUAUGAGUAAAGCUCAAAGCCCUUCCCGUGGGGAUGAUUAUAUAACAUUGUGUUCAUUUCUUCUGCAAUAUUUAUGGUAUCUAGAAAAAAGACACAAACAUUUAUAUAUAUUGUCCUAAAUGUGUAUUUGUAACAUAAGAUGAUUUGCUAGAUAUUCAGUUGUCUUAUUUCAUUGACAGUUGUCUAGCUCAUGAAAAAUUUUGCUUUUUUGCAAAUCCAUGUACCCUGGUAACCAAAAUUAAAGGCAGCAAUAAAUUUCAUUUGACAGAUGCAAAUUUUUGGACCUAACAGAAUGAAUUGUUCGUAUUUAUUUCCAAUUUUUAGAAUUUAGUAUGUAAAAAAAAUCUAUAUAUUUUUAAAGAACACUGUUGCAUCUUGUUCAGUAUUAACAUAUUACCACAGGGUGGCCUUGAUAAAAGUAUUUAUUUUCAUAAUUUAGUCGGUAAAAUACAAUAUUCCAAAAAGUUAUGAGAUAUACAUGUACAUUACAUAGCUAUGUUACGGUAAUAAAUGCUUCAAAUUGUAAAUAAUGUCUUUUAU